GAACCCGUCACGAACUAGCAUGUAACAUUAUCAUUCACCUCCCAUUAUCACCCACGCGAGCAUUCACCGUCGUUUCGAUCUUUCAUUAGCCAAUUAACCUCCGUUUCGAGAACCUUCGCAAUCGCAAGAAAGGUAGAAAAGGAAAGAAAUUCAACUUAGUUACUCUGCGAUCUUAACGAACUUCGGUUUCUCCGAAACAUUCAGUGAACAGAUUUUUUUUCGAUUAACAGACGAUGAGUGAGGUAUUCGAAGGAUACGAGCGGCAGUACUGCGAGAUUUCGGCGAAUCUUUUGAAGAAGUGCACUGCAGCUGCCGCUCUUUAUGGAGAGCAGAAGAAGCAAAAAGUGUCUGAAAUAAAAAGUGGAGUUGAUGAAGCCGAAUCGUUGAUUCGGAAAAUGGACCUUGAAGCGAGAAGUUUACCGCCUAAUGUUAAGGCUGUGCUUCUUGCUAAGUUGAGGGAGUAUAAGUCAGAUUUAAACAAUCUGAAAACCGAACAUAAGAGACUUGCAUCUGGGAAUUUGAAUGCUGCUGCUCGUGAUGAGUUGUUGGAAUCGGGAAUGGCAGAUACGAUGACGGCAUCGGCUGAUCAAAGAUCAAGAUUAAUGUCAGCAACAGGGAGAUUAUAUCAGUCUAGUGAUAGAGUUCAGGAAAGUAGAAAAACCAUGCUGGAAACCGAGGAGCUUGGUGUUUCAAUUCUCCAUGAUUUGAGUUCACAGAGACAAGCGCUUUUACAUGCCAACAACACGCUUCAUGGAGUGGAUGAUAACGUAGGCAAAAGUAAGAAAGUUUUGACGGCCAUGACCAGGAGAAUGAACAAGAACAAAUGGAUUAUUGGCAUCAUCGUUGCAGUCCUUGCGAUCGCAAUCAUCUUGAUAUUGUACUUCAAACUUAAAUAGCCUAGAUACUUUCUCCAUGGAUGGUGGCUGUUUUACCGACAAUGAUUUUUUUUUUUUUUUUUUUUUUUUAAUUAUGUGUGAAUUUGCCAUUGAGUGCUUAAGUGAAGUCACUUUAUUAAUUUCUGACCUUUUUGCUUCCUUUUAUCCUACGGAGUGAAUCUUAGGAGGUAUCUUUGAUAUGCCGUGUCUUCUGUAUCUAAAACAGUGACGUAAAAAAAUGGUUGAUGGAAAGAAAUUUUCAGCUUGUUUUAUACCAGCA
Pistacia vera is the source of this 1155-nucleotide messenger RNA. RefSeq names its product vesicle transport v-SNARE 13-like. Gene Ontology annotation, biological process: intracellular protein transport; vesicle fusion; vesicle-mediated transport. Gene Ontology annotation, molecular function: SNAP receptor activity; SNARE binding. Lineage: Eukaryota; Viridiplantae; Streptophyta; Magnoliopsida; Sapindales; Anacardiaceae. The record is from RefSeq and is a predicted model, not a curated record. The transcript has 6 exons. Gene Ontology annotation, cellular component: Golgi apparatus; endoplasmic reticulum membrane; ER to Golgi transport vesicle membrane. Bases 234 to 896 code for a protein of 220 amino acids.